This is a messenger RNA of Gongylonema pulchrum, 198 nucleotides long. The record is from the annotation of a GenBank genome assembly. Lineage: Eukaryota; Metazoa; Nematoda; Chromadorea; Rhabditida; Gongylonematidae.
GUUGCAGAGAUGAGUAUUGUUACGCCACCGGUAAGCAGUGAGAUGGGGUCGUCGCAGCCGCCGCAAUGCCCAAAUUUUUACUCUCUACGCCCGAAACAAGUGGAUUUCGAUGCCACAUGGCGCAACGUGGAAAACUCCAUCAAGCGUAUCAUGAGAUUACAGCCGCUCGAACGACGCGUUUGGGAUUAUAAUUUCUAG